Soboliphyme baturini is the source of this 978-nucleotide messenger RNA. Lineage: Eukaryota; Metazoa; Nematoda; Enoplea; Dioctophymatida; Soboliphymatidae. The record is from the annotation of a GenBank genome assembly.
AUGCGUGAUUUUCAAGAGCGAGUGCCGAUUAAAGAGUUCAUAGUGGACAUUGUGGAGGAAGAUGAAUUGGACGAGCCGCUUGAAAACGCCACGAUUGUCUUCCAUAUGGCAGCGAGGACGAUGGAUUUGGGGAUGUACACAAAGCCGAAACGGUAUAUGGAAGACAAUUUCCAAGGGACGAAACAACUGGUGUUCAGUAUGAUCGACAAACGUGUGAAAUGGAUGGUGAAUACCAGUGAUGCCUUCUCGACUUUAACUUGCUCAGACAGCAGAGGAGCCAGCGAAAACACGGCCAAAACUGUAACAAACGAAAACUUCACUUUGGGGCCAUACGCGAAAAGCAAGUUCUACGCUGAGAGAUGGCUUAGCUGUUCGUCUGCCAGAACCUUCAGCAGAGGAAAGGAGGUGAAAGUGGUUACCGUACGGCCAACUAUACUAUACGGCGAAGGGGACAACUGGCUGGUACCGUACUAUUUGCAGUUUUGUACGCAGCACGGAACACUGUCGGCCAUAAACAAGGCCAAUGGCCCGAUGAGCAUAACGUAUGCUGGAAAUUGCGCAUAUAUGCAUCUGCUGGCUGCCGAGCAUCUGAUGCAGAAGCCUGACGUGCUCGACGGCGAAGUGUUCAACUGUACGGACGAAACAGUUGCUGUGAACUUCUACUCCUACAUAGAGCCUUUCGCGCGAAACGCCGGCUGCAAGCUGCGCAACUUAGACCUGCCAUAUUCCGCAGUCUUUGUACUCUACGCUGUUGUUGAGUGGUUCUUUCUGUUUCUGUUCUACGCGUUCGGCGUCCGUUACGACCAUCUGAUGAUGAACAGCCACGCGUUCGGAAUGGUGAAUUACUCGACUUUGACCGCGACUAGCUCCAAGGCACGUUUGGUUCUCGACUAUAAGCCUGUGUACGAGCCGCAAGAAGCCAUGGAGCGCACCAUCAAAUGGUGGAAGGACAAGCGAAACGCCAUCGGCCCAGAUUAA